Messenger RNA from Triticum aestivum (bread wheat), 1585 nucleotides. RefSeq lists its product as uncharacterized. The record is from RefSeq and is a predicted model, not a curated record. The transcript is spliced from 9 exons. The coding region runs from base 784 to 1398 and encodes 204 amino acids. Lineage: Eukaryota; Viridiplantae; Streptophyta; Magnoliopsida; Poales; Poaceae.
CCCACCCCACUCCCAUUCCCGACCCUCCCGUCUCCCCCUCCUCCCACCCCCACCAUCGCCGCUCCCCGGCGGGCGCUGCCCUAAUCGGAUCCAACUAUGAUAUCCGAGACGCAGUGCCCCCCGUUCCGGCGAUAUCCCCCAAUUACUCUCGUCCCAGAGCGCGAUGGCGAGAUCUGGCGGCAAGCGAGGCGUGAUGGAGCACCACUGCCUGGACCGAUUCCGCCGCCGGCGACUCCUCGCCUUUCUCCGCCGCAACAACCUUCCCGCCACCUUCGACGCGCUGAAGCACGAGACGCGCGUCUUUCUCGAUCUGCGGUUCCUGCGGCGCCUGGUGGCGGACGGCCGGUGGCAGGAGGCGCGAGAGUACUUCAGCCGCUUCCUGCCGUGCCGGGAUGAGGUCGACGCGCACACCGCGCUCAGAUUCAUCACUCGCCUCGGCGUUCUCGACGACAUGGCCCAGGGGAAGCUGGGGUGCAUCGAUGCUGCCGACGAUCUCCGGACCCAACUCGAGUCUUACCCUUCCAGCAUGAUCGAGGCCGACCCGCACUACGCCGAUGCUGUCUGCGCAAUCUUAUACAAUGGCUCUCACCCGGCUUACUGGGAUCCCGUGGACUGGCGGCUCAUUAGGCUCAAAGCCGCACAGGUUGUCAAGGACUUGGUCACGCGAACCACUGAGUUCAGGCAUCUGCUGCGGUUGCUGCGGUGUCCAAGCCACCCAUGUCACACAAUCCCCUUCGGGUUUAGGGGUUGCCGGAGGCAUAAGAGGAAGAAGAACUAGGCCGCAUGUCGGCAUCUCUUCUUGCCCGCCGUUUUCUUCAGAAAGAGAGGCGUCCUUCCUCACCAUGCACUCAAGGCUUAUCGUGUGAACCUAUGGAUUUGGAGGAAAUUAUUGAUGAAACUUUGCUAGCUGGGAAGCAGGAGGUCAAAGAACAUUCAGAUUCUUGCAGUGAAGGCAUUCCAACAGUACCUGCUAAUGCAGGUAUACUCAACAGUAUUCUUUCCAGUUGGUUGAACCCUGAACAUUUUCAUUGCCUGUUACUUACUAAAUUGUAUCUACUUAGUUAUCCUUCAUAUUUUUCUUGUGCAGUCACAAAGUGUUUGAGUCAAGAAUGUUCCGCUGAAAGUGCCAAUUGCGCAAAACUAAAACCUACAACUAGGGAGUUUUGUCCGGAUGUCGUCAAUGCAGUGGACGCUGAUCAUGUUUUAAAUAAAGUAAGGGCCCUGGGAGACAUUUCAAAUGCCAUGAUCAUGCUGGUGAAGUACACAUCCACACAUGGUCCAGAUCCCAGGAUGUUCGUGGAGAAAUUAAUGGAGCAGGAGAAGCUGCUAUUCGAACUGCGAUUAGAUUGCGUAAAUGCAAUGAUAAGAGGUUGUAGUACUUCUUCAUUCGCAACUUGAGCACCCGGCAGAACCUGAAACUCUUACCCGCUGCAUUUAUUGAUGUGCCUCCCUCCGUACCUCUAGAUGCAUCCAUUUGAUCGACAAAUAAUUUUGAAUGGAGGAAAUACAAGUUAGAUACAUCCAUUCGAGUGACAUGACAAAUAAUUCCGGACGGAGAAAGUACAAGUUAUAGCAUAUUGGUUUC